CUAUACCCCUAUUUAUUUAAGAUCUGCUAAAGGUCCAUUUGGGGAGUUGCAGAGAUCGACGGAAGAUCGGAAUAUCGGCUAGGGUUAGCAGAGAAGAAGCAUGGAGGGUUGGGAUCCGAAUACCAAGUCGACGCUGACUCAAAUCCCUCUGCUCACGACCAAAGCUGGCCCCAGAGAUGGCGCGGCGUGGACGCAGCGGCUGAAGGAGGAGUACAAGGCACUAAUCGCCUACACCCAGAUGAACAAGUCCAAUGACAACGACUGGUUCCGGAUCUCAGCUGCUAAUCCAGAAGGAACACGAUGGACCGGCAAGUGCUGGUAUAUCCACAAUCUUCUCAAGUACGAAUUCGAUCUUCAAUUCGAUAUUCCCGUCACGUAUCCCUCUACAGCGCCAGAGCUCGAGCUGCCGGAGCUCGAUGGGAAAACCCAGAAGAUGUACAGAGGUGGAAAGAUCUGCUUAACCAUUCAUUUCAAGCCUCUAUGGGCUAAAAACUGUCCUAGGUUUGGAAUUGCUCACGCUCUUUGUUUGGGACUUGCACCAUGGCUUGCUGCCGAGGUUCCAAUUCUCGUCGAUUCUGGUAUGAUCAAGCACAAAGAUGAUUCAACAUCGACCAGUGAAUCUUAAAAAGUGUAUGAACCUGUCAUGGCCAUAAAAGUGAACUUUUGACCUCAUACAUUUCUGGACAGUUGGAAAUAAAAUUAUCAGCCGCAAAACUUGUAAUUUAGAGGUUGUCUUUCGACUCGGGGGCUCAUAAUUUAACUGCAGAGGUUACAGCCUUUCAGUUACACAUACAUAGUUAUUUACUGGAAUUCAGUUCAUAAAUGUUGUUUUAUUUGCCUUUAUUCUCUCUUGAAUUUUGUUUACCAUUCAAAUUAUGCAUAGUAGUGGGAAAAUGUGGAAUGUGAACUGAUUUUGUGAAUAAAGCCAACUGUUCGAUGCA
Molecule: messenger RNA, 941 nt
Organism: Momordica charantia (bitter melon)
Lineage: Eukaryota; Viridiplantae; Streptophyta; Magnoliopsida; Cucurbitales; Cucurbitaceae
Product: ubiquitin-fold modifier-conjugating enzyme
Biological process (GO): protein K69-linked ufmylation
Cellular component (GO): cytoplasm
Molecular function (GO): UFM1 conjugating enzyme activity
Source: RefSeq, a predicted model, not a curated record